Acanthoscelides obtectus is the source of this 351-nucleotide messenger RNA. The record is from the annotation of a GenBank genome assembly. Lineage: Eukaryota; Metazoa; Arthropoda; Insecta; Coleoptera; Chrysomelidae.
AUGAAUAGAUCCUCUAGAAAACCGAUAGGGUUAUCACUAGAACCAUGUUCGCCGCGUCAAACCUCAAAAGGACUUAGCAAGAAAAAGCACGAUCGUAUUCUCAUGCUUCUGCAAUGGAUACCAGAAGCAUUUCAUGAUUUUUAUAAAAAUAUGCCUGUGCUGGGUCAACAAGGAGAUGAUGACGACGACGACGAUUGUAUACAUAUUCUCCAGAUGUCAUUUGUUGUAAUAAUAAAAUGUAGUCUAUUUCCACCAAUUGUACUGACUGUGUUUCAUCCUAUGCUGCACCUGGAUUUUAUUAUCAUAGUAAAUAGUCGUAACUCACAAAAUAAUCUGAAUAUCAAAUUCUAA